Messenger RNA from Acanthopagrus latus (yellowfin seabream), 2439 nucleotides. RefSeq names its product T-cell surface antigen CD2-like. The transcript has a single exon. NCBI's taxonomy places the organism in Eukaryota, Metazoa, Chordata, Actinopteri, Spariformes, Sparidae. The record is from RefSeq and is a predicted model, not a curated record. Bases 7 to 1191 code for a protein of 394 amino acids.
UUUAGCAUGUGCGAGUUAUAUUCUGGGCAACGACGCAUCUUGACAGGGCUUCUUUUCCAUCACGGCUACAAAAAAAAAAAAAUCAGCAGAUUAGCCAGAGGACUAAGGAUAACUGAAUGCUCAGGUGAUUGUUACACGGAUACCCUUGUCUACCUUCUGCAUAUCAUGGCAUGUUCUGCUGCCACACUCGGCAUUUUCAUUCUGUCAGGAUUCAUCAACCUCUCAGCAGCAAACAAGAAUACUUGUGAACUCUAUGCUGCUGUCGGACAGAGUCUGACGCUGCCUUUUGUCUACGACAGACUUGAGAACUCACAUGUGCUGAGAUGGACUCAUAAUGACACGAUCUUCUUCUACAGAGAGAAAGGCACAGUCUCUGUUGGAAAGCCAGCGGACAUCUCUUCAACCGGAUCUCUUCUGCUGAGGAACCUCCAGUUCUCGAGCGCGGGGGCUUACCAGGCAAAGGUGCUGCUCUCCAAUGGUACGCUGGCGAAAACAUGGAGCGGUCGCCUCUGUAUCGUUCCCAAGGUAUCAAAACCUCAGCUGACUUACAGCUGUGACUUCAAGUCCAGCGCUGUCGUUCUAAGUUGCCUUGUAGGUAACGCUCAGGGGUUGGUGUUUGAAUGGACACUCGACGAAAAGACCUUGCCGGGUGAAACAAAGCAAACACUGAGCAUAUCCCUGGCACAGAAGAAAGAGGAGAGCCGCUUUACGUGCAGUGUGGCAGACAGAGUCAGCAAGGAGAGGAGUGACAUUGUUCGCCCAGCCUGUAAACGUCCGACGCCACCACCACCGGCUCUGCUUUGUUUUACAUCCAAAACUGUUGUGGCAGCUUUUGCUGGAGGAGCAGGUCUGAUUCUGCUGUUGGUGACCAUUAUCGUCGUGUUAUGCUGCUGCCGCAGACGCAGCAGAAAACAAAUGGGACUCCGGGAUCAAGGGGAGCUCAGGAUUCUCGCUUUAAGCAAACGAGAGCCAGACUCCAUCAGCCCGGACUACGAGACCAUGCACCCGCCUGAGGACUCUCCACCCCCGAGCCCCAAGCCCUCGCCCAGAGCCUGUUACGAGAAUGUUGCUCAGCCUGAAGCUCAGACUGAAAACGGGCCUCCUGCACAGCUAUCCACAGCUGCCGAGGGACAGCAACCUUCACCGGUGCCCAAGCCAAGGACGAAGAGCCCCAAGACGGCAAACAUGUGAACGUGGCACCAAGAACUAAGACUGAAAUGAAGGAGAAGAAAAUGAUGUUAAACAAUGAUUUUGUGCAGUUUAAAUCCACACAUUCUCCCCUUUUAUAGUUUGAGUUAUACUAAUGCAGUUUAUAUGAUAAUGGAACAGCAUGUGUCCAGGAUCCAGCUGGCUUAAUCAUAAUGUGCUGUGAGCCUGAAAGGAAGCAUUCAAGAUGGUAAAAUCUUUAGUUUCCUGACCCCUGUAAAUGUGAUAUCAUGGCUUAUCUCUGUUCAAGUUAGUUGUUUAUGUUUUAAGUUUAACCAUUAUGUUGAUUGGGAGGUAUAGUCCUGGUACACUUAUGCUACUUUGUUACAAGAAACUGUGUGGGGUGAAUUUCCACAUCAAGUGUCGUGUUAAUUUGUUAACGUUUAUGAUGAUCUUAGAGUUUUUAUUGUACAUUUUUCAACUGUGCUGCCAUUUCCAAACAAAAAAUGAGGUUUUCGUUGACAAGUGUUGAAAUUAUAGAUUAAAGGGUUAAGCUAUCAAUUAUCUACAUUUGUUAGAUUUUCAGCAAAUCUCAUGAAAAGCCAAAACCAGUAAAGCCUUCUUCCGUCUUUCAGUGCUUUCUAACUUCCUUAACCCUGUCUGUGACCCCAAGCUCGUUGCUUUAAAACAAACUUUAAAACAAAGCAAAGGCUAAAUGAUUUUUCUUUUAAAACAGCUGGGUACUGUAGAUUUUAGCAAACAUUUCUCAAACAGUAAAAUCAUUUCAGUCGUGGAUUAAUACACAUUUGGUGUUCUAACAGGUGAUUGUGUGAGAGCAGCUCAAAAUAAACUAGAGUGAUGAAGGAACAUGUGACAGUGAGCUGGUGGUGUGUUGCAACAGUGUUGGGUCAACAAUAGACGUCUUUUACACAUACACUGUUCCAUCAGGCCUUCGACACACAGACGAUACAAGCUGGUGCUGAUCUAUUGCUGGUUUUCAUCUUUUUGUGGGAAUUUGUCGACAAUAAGGAAAAUACAGGAAAUUGCCCAUUAAUUUUGUGUUAUUUUGCACAUAUUAAGCAGAGGUAUGAGAUCUAUUGCGUCACAACAAAGACAUAAUAGAACAAAAUAUGAAAAAAUGUCAACAUGUUUUGACCUCUUCUGCCUAAGAAUGAAGCGGCUCCAUGGAUAAAUGCAUACUGUAAUCUUUCAAGAUUAGCAAUUAGGUUUCCUAUAAUCACGCCGUGUAUUUGCAUGUAUCGUGCUUGAAAUAAAUAAGGUUGUCAAAAAUAA